This is a messenger RNA of Zingiber officinale, 754 nucleotides long. Its product is annotated as protein LURP-one-related 8-like. The coding region runs from base 17 to 622 and encodes 201 amino acids. NCBI's taxonomy places the organism in Eukaryota, Viridiplantae, Streptophyta, Magnoliopsida, Zingiberales, Zingiberaceae. The transcript has 2 exons. The record is from RefSeq and is a predicted model, not a curated record.
UCCCUUUCCAGUCUCCAUGGCGAAGGUCCAUCCCAACGCGACGGCCGCCGUUCAGGAUGAAAAAACGCCGGAGAUCUCCGUCGGCCGGAAGGAGGUCGGCGGAGCGGCGUCGCUGACGGUUUGGCGGAAGUCUUUGUUGUUCGGUUGCAGCGGGUUCACCGUCUUCGACUCGAAGGGCAAUUUGACGUUUAGAGUCGACGUCUACGGCUCCGCCGUCGGUGUCCUCGUCCUCAUGGAUCGUUGUGGCAACCCAGUGCUCACCCUCCGUCGAAAGAAGCUGAGCCUGGGAGAGACGUGGCUGAUAUUUAAGGGCGAGGAGGACUCCGUCGACCCGGUUUUCUCCGUCAAGCGGCCGGUGAGCCUCCGCCACGGCAGGGCGCUGGCGCACGUGACGCCCUGCCACAACAGCGGCGGCGGCCGGUACGAGGUCGAGGGGUCGUACGCGCGGCGGAGCUGCCGCGUCUACGACGAGCGCCGGCGUCCGGUGGCGGAGGUCCGGCGGAAGGAGGCCGCCGGCGGCGUGGCCUUCGGCGGUGACGUGUUCCGUCUCGUGGUCGAGUCGGAUUUCGACUCGUGUCUCGCAAUGGCAGUCGUGAUCGCGCUCGACCAGAUGUUUGGGUGAUUAGAUGUUUUUAAUAUCUUCUAAUCAUCAGUUAAUAAAUCGGCUAGAAAAAUCAAAAAAAAAUGAGAGUGUGUAUAUAAAUUACCUCGUUUUAACAUAAAUACGCCAAUAAUUAACCAAAUCUCACUUGUU